This is a messenger RNA of Erpetoichthys calabaricus (reedfish), 4510 nucleotides long. It is a transcript of the gene fbxo46, whose product is annotated as F-box protein 46. The coding region runs from base 467 to 2569 and encodes 700 amino acids. The record is from RefSeq and is a predicted model, not a curated record. The transcript has 2 exons. Gene Ontology annotation, molecular function: protein binding. Lineage: Eukaryota; Metazoa; Chordata; Cladistia; Polypteriformes; Polypteridae. Gene Ontology annotation, biological process: intracellular signal transduction.
UACGCCCCCUGAUUAGCAGGCAGAGUGCAAGCUCGUGCUGAUAUUGUCGGGGGGCGGGGUAGCUUGGAGAAAUACCCAGCUUAAAAAUAAUAAUAAUAGUAAUAAUAAACAACACAGCGCGAGUACAGCUGCUUGACGGAGUUCGACGUAAAGAUAUUGUAAUCGACGCUGGCCUCACUUUUGUCCUCCCCUUAUAACUGGGUUCCUUAUGCCAUCGAAUAGGCUGUAGGCCUCAGCCAGCUGUUGGACUGAAUCUUGGCGCCCGAGUAAAGAGUGCAAAUUGCGGCUUUGGGUAUCUACCUGGAGUCGCAGCUCAUGUUCACGCACAUUCGAACUGGAAGAUUUUCUCAUCCAUCUGUCCUGAGAGGAUCCAGAUGAGUGAAUAUGAGCAGUUUGGGAGCCAGUUAUUCAAGUGUGUGAAAGCAGAAGGAUUCCUGAGCCACACCAUGUCCUCCAGGACCCAGUGAUGGACCCAGAAACAUUUUCUCACAUUCGCCUGUGGUGCCCUCGGCCCUUUGGGACUUAUUCCCAAAACAAGGCUUGUGGAGGUGGCACAGUGGGAGGCAGCAGCAGUGGCACUGGUGGUGGAGUUGGUGGCAGUAGUGGUGGUGUCAGUGGCAGCACUCCUGCCCUCCUAAAGAGUCCCAAUGAUCUUGUCCGCAGAGGCCCGCACAACGGGCAGAGUGAGGAAGACUCUGCCUCUGAAAACAUGCCACCACCCCCUCCCUCAUCCAUCACAUCUUCUGGUGGAAAUCAGAUGGAGGAGGGCCGGGUGCUGCUGGAUACUUGGUAUGUUAUCAAGCCUGGAAAUACAAAGGAAAAAAUUGCCUUUUUUGUUGCCCAUCAGUGCAGCGGGGUUGCUCUAGCCCGCCCAAACACAAUGAAAGUCAAAGGAAACUGGAGUACAGAUUGCUCUAAAGCUAAGCGCCGCCGCUGCUCAUCUUAUGACCCCAGCAAAGCUAGGGGGGCUAAUUCACCAGCAAGCAAGGAGAAAGAGGCAGAGGUGGGUGAGACAGAGUGCCUGGACUCUGAGCCAAGUGACACAGAUCUGUUAUCUGUGGCUGAGAUGGUAGCACUAGUGGAACAAAGGACUGCUCUUGCCCUACAAAGUGUUAGUGGACUGGGGUCUUCACACAACCACAGUGGAAUCCGUAGUUCAGCUUCAUCCCAAUCUGCCACCACUCAUGGCCCAAUGGUGUUUUUAUCUAAGGAGGAACCUCCGGUUUCAACCAUAUCAUCCUUUCUUCCAGCAGAACGAAAACCGCGGGUUGCAGAGGCCAUUGCACAUUUUGAGUCUCAACAGCAGCAGUUGGAAAGUGCCCUCUUGAGACGUGCAGGCGUUUCACCAGAGAAGACAUCUGGGGGAGAAACUGGAGGCAAUGGCAGCAGUGGAAGCAGUGGCCCUAGUGGGGAGGUUCGGAUAGCCUUUCGAGUCUCCAGUAUGGAUCUUCGCUCCCAGGCUGAGCCUGGUACUGCCGGUCGUCCCAACUGUAUGUUUCUCAGCUGUGGUGGGAGCAGCCCUAAUGGGGGAGCCAGAGGCAAGGAGAAAAUCACCUGUGACCUCUACCAGCUGGUCAGCCCUUCUUCUAGGGAGACUCUACCCUCCAGUAACAUGGAGUUCUUGCUUGGUGGGGCAGAAACGCGAGUGGAUGCAACCACGGAGCGACCAACUGCCCCUGCUAGCAAAGAGUCCACAGGUGAUGUAGCCUCUGCCGAGAAGAAGAGUACCAGUGACCGUAUGAGAGAGUGUGUAUCUGGCUUUCAUGUUGAGGUGGUUGUGACUGGUGCAGUGGACCAGUGUGUCUUUUAUGGGAAGGACAGCACAGAGAAUGUUAAGGAAGAGACUGUCUGUUUUACUGUCACAUCACCAGCUCCCGACUCCUCCUCCUUCUCAGGUUGUGAAGAGAACCCACCUCCCCCUGGACAGCUCUUCUUCCUCCACACACCGCCCACUCACACUGAGGAGGACGAUGGAAGGGUUGGCCAGAUGCACGGUUCCCUUGAAUGCACCAGCGUUAACAGUGGCGGGGAGCACCUGGAAACUUGCGACUCUCCCUGUACUGGUCCCGAAGGUGACCCCUCGGAUACCUCCUUGUGCCGACUCUACCGCCAUGUCUCCCAUGACUUUCUUGAAAUUCGUUUCAAGAUUCAGCGCUUACUGGAACCCAGACAAUAUAUGUUGCUGCUCCCUGACCACAUCAUGGUGAACAUUUUCAGUUAUUUACCCACUCGCUCACUUGCAGCCCUUAAGUGCACCUGUCAUUACUUCAAAGUGCUUAUCGAAACCUAUGGCAUCCAUGCCACUGAUUCCCUCUGGAACCAGGACCCCUUAUACCGGGACGAUCCCUGCAAGCAAUGCAAAAAGCAUUAUGAGAAAGGGGAUGUGUCACUCUGCCGCUGGCACCCAAAACCUUACCACCACGAUUUGCCUUACGGACGCUCUUAUUGGAUGUGCUGUCGACGUACCGAUAAGGACACACCGGGCUGCCGGGUGGGGCUUCAUGACAACAACUGGGUGCAGCCCUGUGAGCUUGUCCAGACGCGUGCCAGGAGAGAGGAUGGGAGGUGAAACUGGCAAUUGGUGGGCGCAGGCUGUUUAUGGGAUGGAGUGGGACAACCCUCACUGUAAUGAAGCCAUUCAUUGAAUGUUAACUUUAUGGCAGAGGGGUCUGUUUGCGUAUGUGUGUGUGUGUGUGUGUGUGUGUGUGUGUGUGUGUGUCAGAGUGUGCAAGUGUACAUUGUUGUGGUGGGUUUUUUGUUUCUUUUCCUAACACUGGUUUUUGCUUAAUUCUUAAACCCUGUGCCACAACUGGUCUUACCUCCCCUACUGCCAUGCUAAGCAGCACAUCAUUUGAAAUAUGAGUUGGAAGGAAGAAAACAAAAUUGAACCUCUUUUUCUGCUUUUUGUUCCAGCUACUAGGUGCAUUCGUUUGUUCUUCAAUUACAAAUUUUAUUUAUUUAUAUGUUUUCUUUUAAUCAAAUCAUAUUAUCUACUAGACAGGGAGCCAAUGCUCCUUGUGCCAAAUUCAUUUUAGAAAUUGGUGGAUUGUGGCAGCUUUGCUUUUUGGGCUUUGCUUCACAGUCUUGUCACUUGGUCACUUGUGACCCAAGUUUGAUUCUUGGUUUUUUUCCCUUUCUUUUUGUUUUAACUGUGUGGCUUUGUGAAACAGGCUGGAACAAAAAUAAAUAAAAAUAAACUGCCGGCUACAGGCUUGCAAAUUUCCAAAACGUGAAGUGGUUCAUUCAGCGGGUGCCUUGUCCAUCUGGUCAGUCAAAAAGUCCCAAGUCAUUGAUCAGUGAAUUUCAAAUGAAGUUUUUUGUAAACAUGUUUUCUUCAGAUCAUUCAAAUUCACUUGUUUUUGAAAAUUGUAAAAAAAAAAAAAAAUUAUACUUGCUUGCCUCCAAAUGCUUGUGACAGGGGUAAGCAGGGGAUUCAGCACCUCACAAUUUUGCCAUUAUUCUGAUUGCACUAAAUAGAAUGACCAUAGAGAGUCACUUCUCUGGGAUACUUUAAUGCUGAUUGACUCUGCUAACAAGCAGCACUGUCUUUUUGUCAUUUAUACUUGUAAGUUACAAUCACUGUUAUCUGUGUACAGUCAGCACUUUUUUUCCCCCUCUUGCCCAGUGUGUGUUAUAUUGUACAGCCUGUGAAUUAGGCACAGAUGGAUCGGGCACUGCCGCAGUAAAUCCCAUAUUGUGCAUCUUGACAAGCCAGUCUGACCUAUUUGCUUGGCUUUUCACAGGCAGCUAAACCUUUUGGGAUGCUUUGUGGCACUGAAAAACUGUUUUUUACUGCUUUAAAUUCCCCAUUUUUUUCAUUGGCUGGUAAGCAGAGGCAUUUUCUCCUUCACUUUAUUCCUGUCCUUUCUUUUCCUUUUCCCUGUCUCCCAGGUUGAAGUUGAGAUUUGUGUAGCACAUCGCCGAGGGUUUUGUUCAGCUUUAUAGGAAGCUGGCCUUUGACUAGUCACAAUUUGCAAACUCUGGCUUAGAAAUGUCUGGAUUAUUAUUAUUAUUAUUUUUUUUUUUGGAUUUUUUUUUUUAAUUAGUCAUUUUGCUACCCUUUUGAGGAAUCGACUUUAAACCAAGGAGCCGGAUUAGUCUUUUGUGUGUUUUACUUUUUGUCUUUUUUCUUCUUGCGCCAUCUUUUUCCUUCCAGAGGAUUUGUUUUGUUUUGUUAUGCAUAUAAUAAUGUGAAAUAACUUUAUUUGACUUGAUUGAAUUGUGGCUGUUGUGCAUGUGAAUGAUCAAAUGAUAAUGUAGAAAUGGUGCAGCCCAUCACAGAAACUUGUCAAUGAUUUGUGGGUUGGAGAGGAUCGGGGUGGGUCUGUUGAUACGUUGAGUCCUACUUUCCUCUUAACAAGCCUGUUCUUGAGUUGUGGUUGUAUACAGUAGAAUGAACAAGUUUAUUUAUAGUGUUUAAGGGAGGUGGAAGGAAAACAAAGCAAACAACCACAUAUAUGUAUUUGUUAUUUUUACAAUAAAAAAGUUUCCUUUUGUUGCCUUCUGUGAA